Anopheles marshallii is the source of this 321-nucleotide messenger RNA. RefSeq names its product endocuticle structural glycoprotein SgAbd-5-like. Gene Ontology annotation, cellular component: chitin-based extracellular matrix. Gene Ontology annotation, molecular function: structural constituent of chitin-based larval cuticle. NCBI's taxonomy places the organism in Eukaryota, Metazoa, Arthropoda, Insecta, Diptera, Culicidae. The coding region runs from base 1 to 321 and encodes 106 amino acids. The record is from RefSeq and is a predicted model, not a curated record. The transcript has 3 exons.
AUGAAGAUGCUAGUAGGAGUCCUCGGCUUAAGCCUGGUGUUAAGUGUGUUUGCAGCACCGUUGGAUGAUUCCCGAAAUGCGGAGAUUUUGCGAUACAGCAGUGAAAACAUUGGUGUCGAUGGAUAUCGAUUUGAAUUUGCCACGAGUGAUGGUACCAGCCGGACGGAAGAGGCAGAACUGCGUAAUGCGGGCACGGAUAAUGAGGCGAUUGCGGUCCGAGGAUCGUAUUCCUACACCGGCCCUGAUGGUACCGUCUACGUGAUCAAUUAUAUUGCGGACGAGAACGGGUUCCAACCGGAAGGCGCACACAUUCCUAAGUAG